GCCGCAAUUUUUCAUUAUUUCACCAUGGCUUCCCCGCAUCACAUUCGAUUAGUGCUUUUUUAUGUCUCUCGACGCGAAGUUGUUUGCCAUGACGGUGGAAAGAUUGCGGGGAAAUGUCCGGGAAGUGUUAAAUGGUGUAAUUAGCCUCCAUAUCGAUAUUCUGGUCAUGGAGGCGAAUGUUUCCCAGCUUAUCGAGGAAGUCCGCGAAAUCAACGCCGAUCUGUUCGAAACGAAUCGCCUGGAUACACUAAUUAGACUGCUGAAGGAUUUUAACGGUCCUGUUAUAUGCCAUGAAUGGCCUUAUCCUCUCCUGGUUGAGGGAAAUGUCGACGAGGCCGAUAUAGCGCAGACUGGUGACACCGGACACGAGACAUGAAUUCAAAGGGAUUCAAUUAAACCCUCGGUCGAAUCAUGGCGUUGCUCUGGGUGCAUCCUAGUUGGCUCCGCUGUCCUGGCCGGAGCUUUGUGUUAAUUUCAAUCUUUUUAAUAAACUUUAUCGAAACAGAUUUUAAUUAUGCAUAAAUUACCCGCGAAAGUACCACCAUCAGAGCUGGGAGUCAACCACAGUCAACUGCAUGAAAUGUGCGAGUGUAUGAUGUCAUUAAUGCAAUCUAAUUAAGGAUAAUAAUUUAGUGUAAAGGAGUGGCUCACGCGAGUGAAAAGAAUGUCCGUUAACGUUUUAUCCAAUUUCCAUGUUAUUUCAGAACUAUUUCCUGUUAUUUGUCCCAUAGUUAAUUUAUACGACAUACGAGCUUAUUAAGUGUGAGUGCGAAAUGGUACCCACAAAUUUGAGAUGUUUUGUGCCUUGUUGCGUCUGUGUCUUUGUCUGCAUAAAUAAUACACGCAUUUUGUAAAUUGUUAA
Molecule: messenger RNA, 862 nt
Organism: Hermetia illucens (black soldier fly)
Lineage: Eukaryota; Metazoa; Arthropoda; Insecta; Diptera; Stratiomyidae
Exons: 2
Coding region: 62-376 (104 amino acids)
Source: RefSeq, a predicted model, not a curated record